Pseudozyma hubeiensis SY62 is the source of this 1977-nucleotide messenger RNA. RefSeq lists its product as hypothetical. The record is from RefSeq and is a predicted model, not a curated record. Gene Ontology annotation, molecular function: single-stranded DNA binding. NCBI's taxonomy places the organism in Eukaryota, Fungi, Basidiomycota, Ustilaginomycetes, Ustilaginales, Ustilaginaceae. The coding region runs from base 1 to 1977 and encodes 658 amino acids. Gene Ontology annotation, biological process: DNA damage response. The transcript has a single exon.
AUGUGUGGCCGAUUUGCCAACGCCCAAACCAUCCCUCAGUACCGCGCUGCGGUUCGAGAGGAGCUACCUGACCGACGACCUCCCACCCCUGCUCCAGACGCGGACGACUAUACCCCAUCCCACAAUGUAGCGCCCCAGACCCGCUCUCCCGUUGUCCGCCGAGAGCUUUCUUGGGAACGCGAGCGUCGCCUCAAAUCGGUCCGCAACCCGACGGAGCAAGAACGCGAGCACCAGCUCAUCAUUCAGACCAUGAAGUGGGGCCUCAUCCCUCGCUUCCAUAAAAAACAGCCGACCUCCGGAGAAGCAUACAAGACCAUCAAUGCGCGCGAUGACACCAUCUUGUCACCACAGAGGUCGAUGUGGCAUUCACUACUGCCAAGUCAGAGGUGCGUCGUGUUCGUACAGGGAUUCUACGAGUGGCAGAAGCGUGGAGGCCCUGGCGAGGGGGACAAGGUGGAGAGGAUCCCGCAUUUCGUAGGCAUGACGGAAUCAGGUCAUGGCAGAGAGGACAAAACCGGGCAUGGAAGACGUCUCAUGCCCCUCGCCGGGCUUUGGGAACGUGUCCGAUUCGAUGGCGAAGAAAAACCGCUCUACACUUUCACCAUCAUCACAACGGCGAGCAACGACCAGCUUGGUUUUUUACACGACCGGAUGCCAGUGAUCCUGCCGACUGCCGAGGCGAUCUCAACCUGGCUUGGCGUGGGAGUGGAGCCAAAAUCAUCGGGUGAGGUGAAAAAGGGCGAAGAUAUCGACGACAGCUGGAGCUUCGAAGUUGCCAAGCUCUUGAGGCCGUUGCAGAGCGAAUUGGAGUGCUACAAGGUGCCCAAGGAAGUAGGAAAAGUGGGCAACAGCGAUCCAAGCUUCAUCCUGCCGAUCGAAGAGCGCAAGGACGGGCUCAAAGCUUUCUUCGCCAAACAAAAGCAGCCAAAACAGGCCUCGACCAACGAAGUGAUGCAUCCUCCUGGAACCAACGUAAGCUCGGCAAACGGUGUCAAAGAAGAGCAGGCAGACAACUCACAAGAUACCGAUCCCCUCAUGCCGAGCUCUGCCGAAGACUCGCAAGCGUUGAGAGCCGCACAGCAAGCGGAAGAUGAAGCUGCCAUGGCAGAGGCGGCGGCGCGAGCUGAGCAGGAAGAAGCAGACAGAAAGCUGGCAGAGCAGAUGCAGCACGAUUUCGAGCAGGAUGAGGCGGCAGGGCGAAUCACAGGCGGAACCGAAAUGGGUCGAAGCGAGUCGAUCGUCAACACGGGAGUGACGUCCGAGUCCGACUUGACGCAGAGCACAAACGAGACUCUGAAGCAGGAAGACAACGACUCUAUUGAAGGCGAUGAGGUGGGAGAUGGAUUCGGUGUUCCAGAAGGCGAAGAAGGACCUUCGACUCGGACGAGGACGAGGGAUCGCAGCGAGUCCAGCGACGUCGAGCAGCCUUUCAAGCGCGCCCGUACCUCCACAUCGUUGUCACCAUCGGCUUCCGAUCAAGACCAGUGCGGCCGGGAACGGUCAAGCAAGUUCUCUCCAGACCCCUACAAUCCGCCGCUUUCACCACCUCGCCCGCGAGGCGGGUACAGUCGUCGUCUGUCCCCCUCUUCCGGUGGAGGGAUCCACGUCAACCCACCUCGAGGCAGAAACCGAGGCAAACCACGACACGAGCCUUUCCCGCAAGCUCCACCGCAUACGUGGAAAUCUCCGCCCAAGAAGGAGCGAGGUCCCAUGGACGACAUGCUGGAAAAGCAAAGGAGGGUAGCGGAACGGGAGAGCCAGGAUGAAGAGCGGUUGUGGAGGGAUCUGAGUCCGUCGCGGGCAGAGCGUAGCAAGGAUGGGGAGAGCGAGAAGAGCAACGGAGGCAGUCCAAAAGGGAAACCAAGUCGACCGGGUGGGACAACGGGCGUUACAAAGGGAGAUAAGGGCGGCAAGGGUUCGGGCGCGGAUAUCAGAUCCUUCUUUUCACCUCAGAAGACGUCGCCUUCAAAAUCGUGA